UUCCGGACAUCAAAACCGUCCGGUCACAAAAUGGUUCCCCUACAAUUGCAGGAAGUCUUUUGCUUGUCCGUAUGUGAACGUCGUAUUGAUUCAUUGAUGUUUUUGGCAUCGCUUUUGUUAUAAUCAUAAAUGGAUUCCAGGGUUUCUGAGAAUAAGGUGUCUCAACCGUUGAGACGAUCGACAAGGCAGACUUCGAGUAACGUUAAAGUAUUGGGUUUUGAACUGACUGCCAGGGGUCCUCUGAAGAGGACCAGACGGGAGUUAAAAAAACCAACUCCUGUGACAGCUGUCAAUGGUUCCGGAGAUGUGGAGACUGGCUCAGAGGAUGAAGAGUCCCCGAGCAAGAAGACACGGCUGGAGACUGGAGGAGCAGUGGGCGACCAUGGUGAUGAGAUGGAUGUGGAUGUUCAGGAAUCAGAUGAAGACAUGGAGAAAAAUGAAGACCUGGAAAUGGAUAGUAUGCAGGAGUCCUCCCAUGGCACUCACCAACCAGAAAUCUGUCAAGACGCCCUUGGAGAUACGAAUUUAUCCCCUCGUGUAAUGUUCGUUGCUGUAAAUGAUGAUCCAGACUUGAGGAAAACCGAGAGAGUAAAACCAACUCAACCUAGUCGACCUGUAGCGCCCACCAAGUCUGCCGCACAAAUCAGACCACCGGCAAACCGACAUGAUGUGAAGAUCAGAAGCACGGACGACUACCAGAAGACGAUGAAAGCCAAGAGCACUGCUUUAGGUUUACCGCUGGAUAACCACCAUUACACAAGUGUGUCUCGAGCCUCGGAGAACUCCGACACAACACGACGACAACGUGUGAAUAACAAUCGGAUACAAAAACCAGUUUGGCACACAAAACCAGAAAUAAAGAAAAGGCCUGUUCUCGAGAGAAGCUCUGGAUAUUCCUGUGGAGGACUCGCGUGGUGUCUGUGGCGUUUGUUCCUCGUGGCGUUGAUCUGUUCCGCCGUCUUGCUGGCCUGCAAGAUCAUCCCUGUACUCAAAAAGACUGCAGCUGAUGGAACGCAUCCACCCAGUGCUGCAAAGCCAGAAAUGUUUGCAGACCAGCUGUCUCUUCUUGAGGCUCAGUUCCCGAGUCAGCGGCCUGAGUUGUGGAGGAGGAGCAAGAUCCACCUGGAAAAGCACCUGCAGACAGCUCAGCCCACAGAGCCAGUCAGUCUGAUCUUCACCGCUGGCCACGGGGCUGAGAGGACACUGCACUGCCUGGCUCAGAGCCUGGCCUCCUCCUUCUCGUCUGCCCUCAACGCCUCCGUCCUCCACAUCGAUGGAGCCAGCAAAGCCGGCCAGGACAGCGAUCAGGUGAAGCUGGACAUCGACAACCAGUUGCGAGCGGCCUUUGAUGGAGACAAACCCGUGGCCGUCAUCCAUCGCUUCGAAGAGCUGCCCCCAGGCUCCACGCUCAUUUUUUAUCGCUUCUGCGACCACGAGAACGCCGCGUACAAGCGGGUGUUCUUGCUGUUUACCGUGCUACUUCCUCAGGAUGAGGUCAGGGGUGACCAGAAUCUGAAGGAAGUGGAGGAGAUGGUGCAAGACUAUGUGAAGGAAAGGCUGGUGGACUCCAGCAACAAAAUCAACUUCAACGAGAUGGACCUAGACAAGUUCAGUGGACUGUGGAGCCGCAUCUCCCAUCUCGUCUUACCUGUGGUGUCAGAGAGGAACGUAGAGCAGAAAGGAUGCCGAUGAACCAUCAAAGAGGAAGUCGGAAUACCAUUUUGGACCAGCCUGGUCCUCCUUGGGACGGUACAGGAGCGGUGAAACCGAGGUACGACGUAUAAAUAAGUGUGUGUUACAUUAAGACGUAACAUUUCACAUAUAAAGUAAAAAUGAUUGAUCUCUCUGUCAGAGAGGAGGUUGUACUCGGGCCGCAGUCCAGUGUUGAUGAACUGCUUACAAGAUGUCCAGCACUGAGCUUUCAAUACUGCGUACAUGUACAGGCUUUAAGCAUCAUUCCACUUCCAGAGUAGGGUGUGAAAUGCAUAUUCUCCUGCAGAUUUAUCCAACAAUAUACAAUAUAUAGUUGGUUGGUUGGUUGGGGUCAUAGAUGUGUAUCGACAGCACUUUGUUCGACAGCCUUUUAACUGUUACCAAUCUCUCAGGCAACUGAUGGCUUACUUCAUAUUGUUUAAUGUGCAUCCCAUUGUUCAUUUAAUUAUCUCGUGUACACCAUUUGGAUUUGCACUAAAAAACUGUUUGCUUUAAUUCUUAUCUUAUCUUAAGAGUGCUGGUUUUUAUUAAGAUAUAUAUUUUAUACUCUGUUUUUUACUUAAUGUGUAUAUUUGUGAUAUUUUUGUCUCUUUCAUAGACUGAAAUAUGUUUGGACGGCUGUAUGUAUAUAAAUAUAUAUAUAUUGAAUAUGAAAAGCUUUGUUUUUUGCACUUAUCGUAAAGAAACCGCUGAGAUGUUCUUACAAUGUUGUCAACUCUCACCAAGGGAUUUUAAUUAGUAGAAAUGGAAUAUUGCUAAAUAUUAGUCAGCAAAUGUGCCUUAAACACUCGUAUAGAGGAGAUUUUACUAUGUUUGAAACGCACAUCAAUGAUUUGGUUCAAGGUUUCUUGCAGAAAGAUUUUGUGCAAAAAUGACAUUUGAAAAUAUAUUUCUUGGGAUACUUUUCAUUCUUCUUAUGUAUCAUUCUAAGAUGUAUUUGGUUUUGCUCACUUGAAUAUGUGUAUAUUUUCAAUAAAGAUUAUUUUGAUAACUAGAAA
Cottoperca gobio is the source of this 2711-nucleotide messenger RNA. Its product is annotated as torsin-1A-interacting protein 2-like. NCBI's taxonomy places the organism in Eukaryota, Metazoa, Chordata, Actinopteri, Perciformes, Bovichtidae. Gene Ontology annotation, biological process: membrane organization. Gene Ontology annotation, molecular function: ATPase activator activity. The record is from RefSeq and is a predicted model, not a curated record. Gene Ontology annotation, cellular component: membrane.